GUAAACUCUUUGCUAGUGAUAAGAAGGGGUCAACCAAAGAUUGGAAGCCUUUCUUUGUCUUUGUUUCGACGGGGCCCGAAUCUCCUUUCACGGGUUCAGGGCGCCCUUCCUUCCGUCGCAUCCCACGCCCCCCACCUGAUGCCACCCUUUUGUCUAUCACCCGCCAAUUCUGCAAUAAGGGAGUUAUGAACAUCAAAGAGGUGGUGACAGAGGAAACCCUUGCCGGGUUGGGGUUUGAGUUUGUUCAGGACGAGCUUCGCCACCAACCCGACCUGCUGAGGGACAUCCCCGGGGGGCAUCAGCCUGACCGGCUGAAGGACAUUCCUGAGGAAGGUCUUGAUUGUGGUCCUUUUGUGGAAUUACAAGAUUCAGGAGAAGAGAUGGACAACGAUCUCCUGCUCGGUCGCUUCACCGCAGGGAGGAAAAGGAAGAGAGAGACGAGGGGUCAGGGCAAACGUUCUUCAUCUCACCACGAGGAGGGUCCUUCUCGAGAGCCGGUCGUAAUUGCGGUGGAGGACCAAGAAGAUGCUACCCAGGAACCGGGUACCAUGGCUGGCCAGUCCCCUCCACACCCCGUGAUGCAGGGUGGCGACCUUGUCGGGUCGUCUCAGGGCACUGCCUUGGGGCGACCUCCAUCACCACCCGAAAUGACCUACGAGGUGGCGACCGAGGGUCGCUCGACGAGGCUCUGCAUCCCUCCCCUGCCCCAAAGCCUAGGGGACGUACAGCUGGAGACUCUUAUCACUCUGCCUGCAGAAGACCAGGCUCGUAUCUCGGCAGGCUCCGAGGAUGACCUUGACAACAUGGUCCUUUUGAGGCUCAGUCAGUGGCCGUCGGUGAAACCGCCGCCACCACCUCCAAACCCUUAUGAAGACUUUAGUGAGGCGUACGAGGCCCUCUCCGCCAACUACCUGCCUGACGGGCGGAUUGACUGGGAUACUCCAUGCCCCCUCCAUUCCCUGCAAUGUAUGGCCUGGGAGAGCUUUCAAGAUGAGCAAUUACCCCUCCUGGAGCAUGAGUGCGCAUACUACGCAAGUCUUGAGCGAUGGACUAGCGGAAGUCGCACCAGUUCGCCGGUGAGGCCUACGGAGGAGUUGUGUUAGGGAAAGAACUGGGUUCUUCCCUACCUCGCCCCGCUUGCCACUCACUUCCCUAGAAGACCCCUAGGCGACCUGAAGUAGCUCGGGCGGCUUCAGGAUCUCCGUCCUCGCCUAGGUGAUGCUGGUUGGGGUUCACAGAGGAGUGAGCCGUCCCCCACCCUUCUUUGGUAGGAGAAGGGCGGUGGGUUUUUGCCGAGGCUGGGGGCGACCACUCCCGUUCCAUGUUGGGGAAGAAAGGUGGUCGUCCUGG
Cuscuta campestris is the source of this 1350-nucleotide messenger RNA. Lineage: Eukaryota; Viridiplantae; Streptophyta; Magnoliopsida; Solanales; Convolvulaceae. The record is from the annotation of a GenBank genome assembly.